This is a messenger RNA of Helicoverpa armigera (cotton bollworm), 891 nucleotides long. RefSeq lists its product as uncharacterized. The record is from RefSeq and is a predicted model, not a curated record. Bases 391 to 801 code for a protein of 136 amino acids. NCBI's taxonomy places the organism in Eukaryota, Metazoa, Arthropoda, Insecta, Lepidoptera, Noctuidae. The transcript is spliced from 5 exons.
GCCGAGGCCGCCGCGUCGCCCGGCCCGACCGCCGCGCCGACAGCGACAGGUGGCGCCGACGCCCGCCGCCUGCGCGCUAAGCUCGCCGAGACCCGCUCGUGAGCCGACCCACCACAAUUCAUACGGCCGGCUUCUACAUCAAACUUCAAUAUUAAGCUUUGCAAUCAAUUACUGUGCAGUGCUCAUUUGUUUUUUAAGAAGAAUGAUAAUAUCUAGGUGUUUGUGUGCUGAUGAUAUAUAAAAAUGCUACGGAACUUUGCCCAGUUUUGAAAAUAAUUUAUUACGUGAAACAUUGUGGUGCGCUGCUUGUGGGUGCAGACGAGUUGUGGCGCGUCGCGGAGCAUGUCGCGGCGAUGACGCGGCGCGCAGCGCGCGGCAUGCCCUGCUGACAUGGCACGCAGCCGCUCCGCCCUCCUUACGCUGGCAGCUAUCGCAGCACUCGCCGGGUGUUGUGUGUGCGCCCCGCAAGGAAGUGUGCAGGGCGGCGUGCAAGGAGGCGCGCAGGUCCCGCCUGGGGUGCCGCACUCCACCGCGCCUCCGGCCGGAGUCGGCGGCGUACGAAGAUUCAGUCAAUAUUCCAGAGGGAGAGGAUAUCGCGACUGGCGCACGCGUGGCGACCCCACGCUCAUCAACUCACUCUGGCGCAGUCGGCAGCCGCUGGGAAUACGCAAGCAGCUCGGAAACGCCGAGGUGUACAUAAUACUAGCGUUGCUGAUCGGCUUCGUGACCGUGGUGGUGGGGUGCUGGCUGUCGGACAACUGCUGGUCGCCGGAGCCGGAGGACGUGCUGGCGGGCGGGUGACCCGUGGCGGCGGGCGCGUGCACGCACGUGUAGCGCCCGCCGUCCGCGGCCGCGGACAGCCCGUCGGGCGCGGGCUCGCUGUCGCCCGUG